Molecule: messenger RNA, 673 nt
Organism: Arabidopsis thaliana (thale cress)
Lineage: Eukaryota; Viridiplantae; Streptophyta; Magnoliopsida; Brassicales; Brassicaceae
Exons: 2
Coding region: 31-417 (128 amino acids)
Source: RefSeq, marked reviewed
CGAAAACAGAGAUACUAAACAAUUCUGACUAUGAGAGAGAGAGGAAGACUAAGAAUUUAUCAGGAACGUAGUCAGAAGUCAGCUGCAAAGUUCCUGAAAACGCCGUUAACAGAUUCAGACAGAGCACAUAGAGACACUUCUUCUUCUUCUUGCAUUUGCUUUCCCCUCUCCUAUCUCAAAAACUGUCUCUUCAUAUUUUUAGAGCUCUUUGCGUUAAAUAGGGCUUUUCAUCAGUCUAUAAUGGGCCUGAAAGAGCUUGUGACCCGAGUGGGGACAAUAAGGUGGUGGAACAGUGGUUCAAUUCCUCGGGUCGGACCUGAUGCUGACAUAUAUCUGAGCUGCCCAGUCCAAGCUGUGAGUAAUCUGUGUGGGUCAGGCGAAGGCUUGACUCAGGCGGAUUCUAAAGUCGGAGGGUAAUGCGUGAGGCUGGUUUCACAGAGCAGCGACUACUUCCCUCUUACAGCAGUGGAUGGAUCAUAGUUCGAAGUCUCUCAGAUCCACUAUGGCCCGCUGGUUCGAUCUCUCCUGGACCACCACUUUUUUUCACUUUCUUUUGAAAAAUUACCUAAAAAUUAUAAUAAUUUUUAUGCUACAUCAAGAUUUGGUGCAAAAAUAUAUAUUUCAAGGUACAAACAAAACUGGUUUCAAGAUUGUUUUGGAAAGUGUAAUUUAG